Closterium sp. NIES-67 is the source of this 538-nucleotide messenger RNA. The record is from the annotation of a GenBank genome assembly. Lineage: Eukaryota; Viridiplantae; Streptophyta; Zygnematophyceae; Desmidiales; Closteriaceae.
AGGAGAUGGUGAAAGCCAUGGUGGCAUUCUUGAAGGCACAACAGAUGGAGCACAUCCACUCCUCCCAGUUCAUCGGCAUCAGCUGCGACGAGAGUACCGACCGCACCCGCGGAAAGCAUCUCAUCGUCUUCGGCACCUUCUUAAAGAAGCGGCGCGUCGUCACUGAGUUCUUGAUCCUGCUCACCAUCGACAAAGAAGCGCUGGCGGUCAAAGACGCCUCCAACUCCUUCCCCGACCUGUUCAUCGUCGACGUGAUCAUCCGAGCUUUCGGGGAAAUCGUUGGUCGCUCGACUCCGUAGUACGAGAGGUUCAAGGCUCUGCAGCUUGUCAUCCACGACACGAACCUCGAACAUCAGGGGCUCUACGCUAUAAGGUGGCUUGCACGUGGUGACGCUGUGCGGCGACUCCGCAAGAUUCUCGGCGCAGUCAUCGUCGUCUUCAUCGAGUACAAGCACAAGCACGUCGCGCUGCUGAAGUCCUAUAAGUUCCACCGCUGUGCGACUCGAUAAACCGCCCUUUCAACUGUAUUCUACAACUG